Molecule: messenger RNA, 1434 nt
Organism: Cicer arietinum (chickpea)
Lineage: Eukaryota; Viridiplantae; Streptophyta; Magnoliopsida; Fabales; Fabaceae
Source: RefSeq, a predicted model, not a curated record
CUAGCGUCGCCAGCAAUGGGUGAACCUUCCAACGAACAGCCAAAGAUGGAAACUGGAUCAUUUCCGACCAGUUCACAUGAUGGGCUCAGUCAUCUCAUCACUGGCCAUAAAUUAAAUGGUCAAAACUAUACCCAAUGGGUAAGAUCAGUCAAGAUCUUCCUUCAAGGAAAAGGGAGAGAAGACUACAUCACAGGAGACACAAAAUGUCCCCAAGAAGGAGAUGCCACCCUUCAAAAAUGGAAACUUGAGAAUAGCCAAGUAAUGUCAUGGCUGCUCAACACCAUGACCAACGAAAUUGGUGAAAAUUUCAUGUUCUAUGAUUCGGCAAAGGAGAUAUGGGAUGCUGUGAAGGAAACAUAUUCAAAUGUGGACAAUACCUCUGCCAUAUUUGAGAUAAGAAGCAUUCUACACAACCUUCGACAAGGAGAAUCUUCUGUUACUGAGUAUUUUAAUACACUUAGUAGACAUUGGCAACAACUAGAUGUAUAUGAAGAAGUCACAUGGGACUGUCCAGGGGAUAAGAAAAAAUUCAAAGAGCUGGUGGAGAAGGACAGAAUCUACAUGUUCCUAUUGGGACUAAACAAGGACCUUGAUGAAGUCCGUGGAAGGAUCCUUGGAACCAAACCUCUUCCCAAAAUUCGGGAAGCCUUUUCAGAAGUAAGGAGAGAAGAGAGCAGGAGGAAACUCAUGUUGGGAAAUGCCACCUCAACACCUCCCACCGAGAGCUCAGCAAUGGCUGCAAGAGGAAACCAAAUUCGGCCAUUUCAAAAGAAAAAUCGUCCCUGGUGUGAUCACUGCAAGAAACCAGGCCAUACACAAGAAAUAUGUUGGGUUAUACAUGGAAAACCCCCAGAAGCCAAGCAAUUCAAAAGCAGGGACAGCAGAGGCAACGCAAUUUUUAACUACCAAGAAGCUGAGGUAAAAUCUACUUCAUUUCCAUUUAACAAGGAACAAAUGGAGGCUUUACAAAAAAUCUUCAAACAAACCAUGCUCUCUACAGAAAAAGGUGGUACGGCUGUAGUGGCUCAGAGAGGGAAUGUCUCACAUGCUCUAAAUACUAGCAUGGGAAAAACAAAGUCAUGGAUUGUUGACUCAGGGGCUUCAGAUCACAUGACACCUCAAACAUGGUAUGCAAACUCCAUAAAUCCCUCUAUGGCUUGAAACAAUCUCCAAGAGCAUGGUUUGAUAGACUAACAAGAGUUGUCAGGGAAGAUGGCUUUGCCCAAUGCCAAACAGACCACACUAUGUUUGUUAAGCACUCUCCGGAGGGAAGAAUAGCCUUAUUUAUUGUCUAUGUUGAUGAUAUUGUUAUUACAGGAGAUGAUCAUGAUCAAAUCAGCCACCUCAAGAGUAUCUUAACCGAAGAAUUUGAAGUCAAAGAUUUGGGCCAACUCAAGUACUUUCUAGGAAUGGAAAUUGCUCGGACAAGGGAUG